Leptonychotes weddellii (Weddell seal) is the source of this 3882-nucleotide messenger RNA. The record is from RefSeq and is a predicted model, not a curated record. NCBI's taxonomy places the organism in Eukaryota, Metazoa, Chordata, Mammalia, Carnivora, Phocidae.
AAGGCCCCCGCCAACAUUCUUUCCACCUUCCCACUGCUGACCCCGGAAGGACUCCGCCCCCGCGGCCAGGCGGCUGCUCAGCGCGGGGCUGCGGCGGGGAAGCAGGCGUGGGCCAGCCGCACCUGGCCUGGAGCACCAGAUUAGAAGAGGAGUCAUGUCAGAAGAAACAGUAAGCGAAUCACAGUUUUCCUUGAAGACAGCAGUACUAAGAGUGUUUGAUCUUCCUCUGUCUUGGUACUAUUCUCUCUCCCAGAUAAAAUUUUCACCAGUAGCAAAAAAGUUGUUUGUGGUAACUGCAGUGAGUGCUGUAUCUGUAAUUUUUCUGGCCCAUCACUUUAAAAGAAGACGUGGAAAGAAGAAAGGAAAAAUACUACCAUGGGAACCAGAGCACCUUGUACUUGAAUACACUAAAAGAGCAGCAUCAGACAAAGGUUCAAGUUGUUCCAGUAGUAGACAGAAUUUGACAUUAUCUUUAAGUUCUGCCAAAGACAAAGGAUCUCAGUCUUGUAACUAUGCUAAUGGAGGACUUUUCAGUAAAUACUCAGGUUCUGCACAGAGUUUAGCCUCCGAUAUUAUUAGUACUGAAUUUAUCCAUAAACUUGAAGCUCUGCUGCAAAGAGCAUAUCGUCUCCAAGAGGAGUUUGAAGCUACCCUGGGGGCAUCUGAUUCUAAUUCCCUUGUUAAUGAUAUCGAUAAAGAUACAGAUACCACCAUGAAGGGGAAUAUGGAUGAAUUUGGCCUUCGAGACUCCUUGAGUGUUGCAUCAACUGAUUCCUUUGCUUCAGCAACAGAGCUUGCAGAACACAGAGAAGGACGACAUGCUUACAGUCUAGAGUCUCUCUGCCACUGCCCUUUUUAUGAAGAAGCCAUGCAUUUAGUUGAAGAAGGGAAAAUUUACUCAAGAGUGCUUAGAACUGAAAUGUUGGAGUGCCUAGGAGACAGUGAUUUUCUUGCCAAACUUCACUGUAUUCGACAGGCUUUUCAGGUAAUACUUUCAGAAACAGCCAACAGGAUAUUCCUUGCUGAGAGUGGAAGGAAAAUUUUAUCAGCAUUAAUUGUGAAAGCACGAAAGAAUCCAAAGAAGUUUGAAGAUGUUUUUGAUGAAAUGAUCUAUUUUUUAGAGCAAACUGAUCACUGGGAUAGUACUGAAAUGGAACUUGCUGCUAGAGGAGUGAAAAAUCUAAAUUUUUAUGAUGUUGUUCUGGAUUUUAUAUUAAUGGAUUCCUUUGAAGAUUUAGAAAACCCACCCACAUCCAUACAGAAUGUAGUAAAUAAUCGCUGGCUAAACUCCUCCUUCAAAGAAACUGCUGUGGCUUCAAGUUGUUGGUCAGUGCUGAAACAGAAAAGGCAGCAGAUGAAGAUCCCAGAUGGAUUUUUUGCCCAUUUUUAUGCCAUUUGUGAGCAAAUCAGCCCUGUCCUCGCCUGGGGCUUUUUGGGUCCUCGAAAUUCUCUCUAUGAUUUAUGUUGCUUCUUUAAGAAUCAAGUUCUUUUCUUUCUCAAAGACAUUUUUGACUUCGAGAAGGUGCGCUAUUCCAGUAUAGAGACUUUGGCUGAAGACCUCAUGCAGUUACUUAUUCGCCGCACUGAACUGUUAACGGCCUAUCUUGGAGCUGAUGCACUGAGGCAUACAAGUAGCUGUCUAAGUAGUCAUGGUCAUGUUAUGUCCAGUGGCCUGUUGGAAGCCAAAGUACAAUAAGUACCAUAAAAACCAUACCAUUGGAGUGUGCUAUGAAAUAGUUAAGGUAACUACUGAUUUUGUACCACGUGUUACAAGGAAUUGGGGGAUAUGGACUCAGGGAGGGAAAAGACAUCUGGUAGAGAAUGAGUGAUCAUACUGUAUUUACACAGAAGUUCUGUCAGUUGAAUCCCUGUGUACUGUAUCCAAAGUGGCGCUUUCUUGUCUUUAGGUAAUAAUUUAAGUCAUGAAAUGCUGUAUAUUUUAUAGAAAUAUUGCUUGAAUUGAAACCAGUACUUGGGAGUUAGUUGAUUUGUCAUCCCAAAGCUGUCUGCAAAGUCCAGUAUCCUUCUCAAAAGCUCUGUUUUUAUACUUUGCACCUUGAAAAUAUACACUUUAGCCAAGACCUUUGUGGCCCCCUUAUGUAAGAAUAUAUUACUCCUAGUGUCAACAAAUUGAACUUUGCCUGAAAAUGUAUUUUUCAUUGUAAAGUAAUUUAUUAUUCAAUCAAGUAUAGGCAGUAGUCGUGUUUAAUAUGUACUGCUUACAUUAUGGCUUGUGCAUUUGCUCAUGUUUGAAUCAAAGAAAUUGUAAUGGCUGAGUAUCAUUAUAAACAUUUAAAUGAAUUGACACUGAGAAGUUUACAAGUUAGAAGUUUAUAUUAGAUUUACUCAGUUUCCAAAAUAUAUUAUUGUUGGUCCUAUAAGUUAGAAUAACGAGACUGAAGAAAUUUCUGUUAUCUUUUUAUAGAUUAGAGCAUUUUCCCUUGAAUGAUUAUUGAUUAAAAAGAUAACAUUUAUUAACUAUGAGAGGUAAUUAAGAUUUUCUGUGUGUAGUUUUGAAACUAUUUCCCAAUAUCUGAAGGUAUUAAUCUGGAUACAGUAAAAUAAUUUCUCCUUUCUCCUUCUGUAGAACUUAUAGCACACUGGGAAUUUGUCAUAUUAUGCCCAUAUUUUAAAAAUAUUCAUACUUUGAAUCUUCGUGAGGUUUUAAAGGUUUUUUUCCCCUGAAUAUAGAACAAAAUAUUUUUUAAUGGCAUGGAAGUAUAUUUCAUGUCCUUUAUGAUAAAUAAAUGAACAAAUGAGUUGUUCAUAUGAGUAGGGUUCUUCAGAGUAUAUUAGAUACAUUCAGAGCUGUGUUAAUUUUGUGUCUAAAUCAUAUACCACUUAUGUAAAGUGGCUCACUCAGCACACCAACAGAUUGGAUUCGUGGAAUUUGCUCCUAAGGUGGGCUUUAUUUAUUUCAAGAGGGAGUUACCCAGAAAGAUCUAAAAUAUAUUUUUUAAAAAUGAAUUUUUAGAUUAAAGUGCCUAGCUUCUGACUAAUGAAUAGAAAAUAAAAAGUGAGGGAGAAAAGCAUAAUCUUUUAAGGUUUUAAAUUUACAUUUGUGCCACAUUUAUGUAAUAUUAGUUACAAAUUAUGAGUUUCAGAAUCUUUAUGCUCUUUGCAUGUACUGUGUCCCAUAAUGUGUGGGUUACAGCAUUAAACAAUAUGAAAUAUUGCUCUGAUAUUUAGCUCCGGACGUUUCGUACAUAUAUUCUUAAUUUAACAAUUGGCUAUUCACAAGUCUUAUUAUUGAUGGAGGAAUAGCAUUAGAAGUAUCAAAGCUAAAAAUUCCAUUAUGUGUUGUUUAAUUUUUAAUUCAUAUCUUGUAUUUUUAGCUUCUUGUUGAGGUACCAUUGACCUUGAAUGAUUCACACACACAUGUGUGUGCACGCACACAUUCCCAUCAUUGUGUAGGCAAGACAGGUAUUUGUUUAUAUUAAUUUUCCUGUGGGGGGGGCUGACUGUUUUAAGCUGUGGUUUUAUAAACAAAGCUGUAAGUAAACUUAAUUACUUUUUUAUUUGAGGAAGAUACUAUUUGAAAUCUAUUUUGAAGAAUUGCACUAUUUAAUAAUGCUGCUACUACAUAAGAUAACUCUGGGGAAUUUAUUUCAUCAGAUAAGAUGAAUGGCUUUCCAGAAGGUGUUUUUUUUUUUCUCUUUUUUCACUUCACCUUAAAAAAAAAGUUGCCCAUAUUCAAGAGGCUGGUUUGUCAAAUUCAGUGUUUGAGUUUCAUUUGUUUCUGGUCAAUUACAUAGCUACUACUUCAGCAAAAUGCUUUCUUUGUGGCCUUUGACAAAAGAGACAAGAGUGGGGCGCCUGGGUGGCUCAGUCGUUAAGCGUCUGCCUUCGGCUCAGGUCAUGAUCCCAGGGUCCUGGGAUAGA